UUGCCUGGAGCGUUCGGCUCCUGGCGUGGUCUGAGUACAGAACUACAUUUCCCAGUGUGCCGCGGGCUCUGGGAAGGCGCUUUUAGUCUCGGACUGGACUGGGGAGUCGUCGCUGUCGCUGUGGCUGAUGCUGCCGCCGUGGGCGCGGACCUGGUGAUGUCUCCAGUCUUUGGCUGCUGUAUCCCAGCACAGAAUGCUGCUUUGUACUACCAGUGCCCACAAGCUUGAGACUGUGUAUGACCAUAAGUUUCUAAAGAUGUCUAUCAAAGAAUCUCAUGGAAAGGAAGAAAAGUCUCAGAAAAAACAGACUACCUCUUCACCAACUUUUGAUGACAAGAAAGAGGGAGAAAUCUCAGCAGGUUCUACUAGUUCAGAACAUGGUGUUAAGUCUGUUUCAACCAAGAAGAGAAAACUGAAACCAGAUGAUACAGACAUUGUAUACUAUAAUACAAAUAGAAAACACAGUCUGAAAAGAUUGAAUGUAGAAGUUGGCAUGCCUAAAAAGAGACCAAAAUUCAGUUCUUCGACCCAAGUAGCAUCAUAUUUAAAUAAUAAUCAAAUUACUUCACACAGUUGUUCAUCAGAUGGAACUAAAGAUACUAAAGUUAAAGAUUGUAAAUUGACAGAUAUUGGAAGUAAGCUUGAUUAUGAAAUAAAAAAGCAUAGUCACAUUAAAAUUACCAAAGAUACGAAAUCUAAAGCUGAAGGCCAGACAAAGGAAAAGAAUUGGCCUUCUUUGCUUAUUCAGAAGAAGAUGAAAGAACUCAAGAAAGAAAAAAACAAUAAAGACAGUUCGGAAGAAUUGGAGAAAUGCAAGAAAAAUCAACUUCCUCAGAAUUAUAAUUUCAGCAAUAUAAUCAAGGAACCAUUUGAAUCAGGAAGAAAGAAGAUCAGCUUCAAAAUUCCAAAAAAAUCCUCUAGUACCCUCCAAAAGCUUGUAGAAGAAAACAUCUUUAGUGCAGGCUUUAGUAAGUCAGAGAGUAAGCAGGAGGAGAAGGAACACUUGCCAAGUCACCAGACGUCACUAAAUCUGGCCAGGCACAAAACUGAAAACUCGUUUUCAGGUUCUACACAUAAGCAGUGUGUGUGUGAGAGGAAAAGAAAGUACCAUCAUGAGCACCAGGAAGCAAAUGAUUCAGAUUCAAAGGAGAACCAUGCCCAGAGUUUUGAAAUACCAUGUUCAUCAGUAUCAUCAGAGAAUAUCCAAGAUGCAGAUGAAGAGAUGCAGAUAGUAGAAGAGCUCCAUGCUGCGCGUGUGGGAAAAAGUGUGGAUUUACCUGUGGCUCUGCCAUCUGGAGAGCUAAUGAGUAUGGAGAUUGACUUGGUGGAAGAUGAUGCACAUUCCUCUGCUGGUGUACUCUCAAAUACCGCCUCAGACAAAAAGCUUCUAAUCAUUAUUGACACAAAUAUUCUGAUGAAUCAUCUCAAAUUUGUUAAAAUUUUGAAGACGACAGAAAUACCAGGAUUUGAUACACUUGUGUUAAUAAUUCCCUGGGUGGUGAUGCAAGAGCUGGAUCGUAUGAAGGCAGGAAAAUUACUAAAACAUGUCCAACAUAAAGCUGUCCCUGCGAUUCAUUUCAUCAAUGACAGCCUUAAAAGUCAAGACAGAAAGCUAUGGGGUCAGUCAUUGCAGCUGGCAUCUCAGAAACUCUAUGGAAUGAGUGACGAGAACAAUGACGAUCGAGUACUAAAGUGCUGUCUUCAGUACCAGGAGUUAUUCCCCUGUUCUCUUGUUACUCUGUGCACGGAUGAUAGAAAUUUAAGAAGUAAAGGCCUGAUAAGUGGUGUGAAGUCACUCAGUAAAGAAGAACUGGAUACAGAGAUACUAAAUUUAACUCUGAACACAGAUUUGUGUCAUCAACCUUGUAUUUCUAAGCAGCAGUUGAAAGCAGAACCACCAGCUGUAGAAAAGACUUGUAAAGAAGAACCUACGAACUCUGGCCUGUCCAUCCUACUUGAACACAUUAUAUGUGACCUUGAAAAAUGUCUUGGGACAGCUUUAUCUUCAAUAUUAGAAACAGAAAUGAAAAUUGCUUUUGGAAAUCUUUGGAUGGAGGUGCUGUAUAUGAAACCACCAUGGACUCUAAUAAAUCUAUUACAGUGCUUUAAAAAACAUUGGAUGGCUGUAUUUGGAUUAGUUAUGGAAAAUAACUUGCUUAUAACUAUUGAGAGCCUAUAUGAAAAUCUCUCUAAAGCAAAUAAGGCAGUGGAUUUUACAACAGUGAAAUUCUUGCUUCAGGAUUCUAAAAGUUUGUUACAUGCCUUCAGUACAAGGUCAAAUUAUGAUGGAAUUCUUCCCCAGACCUUUGCUCAAGUAAACAAACUACUACAAGUACUUGCAGAGGUCAAGACAAAACUUAAGCCAAAUUCUUCAGAAAGCACAUUGAGUAGAAAGCAGGAAGACACUUCUUUGAUGAAGCUUCAUAACCAAGACGUCAAUGUUUUCUUGGAUUCUAAUCUUCCCCAGUUCACCAGGCAUCAAGAAAUCUGGUCUGUCCUGGAGAAUGUUUGGACUUCAAUAUAUCAGAACAGCACAGAUGUGUUUCAAACACUGGACUCAAGUUCAACCCUGACAACUUCAAAAAUAGCAUCAUUUGAAGAAGCUUUUGUAUAUCUUCAGAAGUUAAUGGUGGCAGUGAAGGAUAUUCUUGAAGGAAUUCAAAGGAUUUUGGCUCCUAAUAGUAAUUACCAAGAUGUUGAGACUCUCUAUAACUUCCUAAUCAAGUAUGAGGUAAACAAAAAUGUCAAAUUUACUGCCCAGGAACUUUAUGAUUGUGUGUCUCAGACUGAGUAUCGGGAAAAAUUAACCAUUGGAUGCCGCCAGCUGAUUGAGAUGGAAUACACCAUGCAGCAGUGCAUAUCAACCUUCAAAAAGUAA
Messenger RNA from Mastomys coucha (southern multimammate mouse), 2878 nucleotides. RefSeq names its product SWT1 RNA endoribonuclease homolog (gene Swt1). The record is from RefSeq and is a predicted model, not a curated record. The transcript has 21 exons. Lineage: Eukaryota; Metazoa; Chordata; Mammalia; Rodentia; Muridae. Bases 194 to 2878 code for a protein of 894 amino acids. Gene Ontology annotation, cellular component: nucleus.